AAUGGAUUUAGAUAAUAUUUUAAAUUUCGAAACUCUUAAAUGUCACACGCAAUGUGUAAGUGUCGGAAAGCGUGUUCUGUGUGAAGAGUCGGAGGUGCCGCCGUCGAAAAAAAGACGGGAUGUAUUUAGUGUUGAUUCGUCGUUCGUCCCUCCAUCGGUAUCGGGAGUGAGGGAUAGCAGAAAGAGAGCGCCGUCAGAGGAAAGCGUCAUUUAUGUGGGGAGCGAAACACUCCCCCUAAAUCAACCACGCAGCGAGAUGGGACGCUUAAUUCUAAAAAUUAAAAAAAAUACAGCGGUGGCGGCGCAAACUUUCAAAGUAGCGGCGGAGGUGCACGCUUCUCCAAGCGUGCAAACAUCAAAACACCACUCUACAUCUUUUGAAGAUAUUUCCGACUCUGAAGACGGGACAUCUGAUCACCCUUCACUUCAAACCUGCAACAAACCCUCUAUCGAGGGUUACCCCUCUAUCGGAGAUAUAUUAAAUAUCUCCGAAUUGGGAUCAUCACCUGAAGAGGGGUUAACACAGACACAUAUAACUCAACCCCAAGCUGAAGAGGAAAUACCCAUGAAACCUAUGACUGAGACCCAAGUCUGGGAAAAAGAGCUUAUAUCGAGAACAGAGCCGUCACUCACUAAUGUAGUGACGAGAGUUCUCCAAAUCCCCAACCGCGCAGAAGCUUACCACCAAGCAUUAUGUGAGGAUUUUAAGGGAGGACUUGUGUCGGCUCUUGAACGUCAUCAAGACCGCAUUCAGGAAAGGUUAAAUGAGAAUUUAAAGGAAAGUGAACUCCUUAAAAAAGCCAUCCAAAACAUUUUUUCAUAUGGUGAAAAAAUUUCCGAGGCUUUUCACGAGGAGAAUAUCCGGCUUUCACAGGAUCUCAUUAAUAUAAAAGCUUCCCUGGCCAAUGCUGUGAGGUCAGAUUCUCGAGACUUAUUCAACAAAAAUGUCGCUGGUGAUGUCCUGAGAUGCGGGAUGCGGGAUGAAGGUGCAUAAAGCGGUAUAUGUUGUAUUCUACCCCGUAGGUGGUCCCUGCAACCCUGUAUAGUUAGUAUUAAUGAUUUUAAAAGUGUAUAUAUUGGAUCAAUAUUUGUAUUUAUGUUUAUUUUUAGUUAGUAUUAAUUAUUUUUUAAGUGUAUAUAUAUUAAAUUUUAUAUUUAUGUUUAUUUGUUUAUUUUU
Messenger RNA from Diabrotica virgifera virgifera (western corn rootworm), 1177 nucleotides. RefSeq lists its product as uncharacterized. The transcript has 3 exons. Bases 2 to 994 code for a protein of 330 amino acids. NCBI's taxonomy places the organism in Eukaryota, Metazoa, Arthropoda, Insecta, Coleoptera, Chrysomelidae. The record is from RefSeq and is a predicted model, not a curated record.